GUCUCUGUAUAAAAGUUCAGCCUGGUUUAUCUGAAAAUUCAUCUAUUUAAUUUGUUGUUUCAGUUGAUUUUGAUGAAUUAUUAAUUAUCAGGAUUAGUUUGUCGGAAUCAGAAUGGAAAACCCAGAAGAGAAAGGCCACCAUUCCGACACGGCGGAGUUAGACGGCGGCGGAAAAAACAGUACUGCCCAUUUCAGCCUCCCUGAAACCAAAACCGCCGCGGCAGAUGACUCUGUGGUGGAUAUCACCCUCGACGUGCGGGAAGACUCGGUGGCGGUGCAAAGCGUGAAGACGGUCGCCGCCGCCGCCGCUGCCGCCGGCGAGGUGCAGGACUCUGAGUUGAAUAUUCUUCCCGCCAAAGGCAUGGAAAAGAAGUCUUCAUCUUCCGGAUCAUCUUUCGCCAGAAACGCUUCGUCGACAAUUAGGCAGGUGUCGCUAGGGAUGAAGCGUUUGGCCUCCGUCACGCGCCGCCGUCAGCCGUCGAGGAGACUCCAUCGGACUGAAUCCGCCGCCACCCACGCACUCAAUGGACUCAAGUUCAUCAACAAGACUGGUGGUGGUGGUGGCGGCGCCGCCGCCGCCGCCUGGGCCGGGGUGGAGCAGCGGUUCAAAAAGAUUACCUCCACCACCAAUGGGUUGCUACCUCGUUCGCACUUUGGUGAAUGCAUUGGUAUGAAUGAGGAGUCAAAGGAAUUUGCCGGAGAGCUCUUCGACACGCUUGCGCGGAGGAGGCAUAUCGUCGGGGACUCGAUCACCAACGUACAAUUGAAAGAGUUUUGGGACGAGAUUAAUGAUCAAAGUUUCGAUUCUCGACUUCAAACUUUCUUUGACAUGGUUGAUAAAGAUGCCGAUGGAAGAAUCACCGAGGAUGAAGUCAGAGAGAUAAUUACUUUGAGUGCUUGUGCAAAUAAGCUAACUAAUAUCCAAAACCAGGCUGAUGAAUAUGCUAGACUAAUCAUGGAAGAAUUAGACCCCAAUAAUAUUGGCUACAUUAUGAUAGAAAAUUUGGAGACGCUUCUACUACAAGGCCCGGGAAAAUCGAGUUUAGCCUCCGCGUCGACCCGAAACCUGAGCAAAAUGCUGAGCGAAAAGCUAAAGGUGACAAAAGAACACCCUCUCAAAAUGUGGUGUAGAGAUAAUUUUCACUAUUUUUUGAUCGAUAAUUGGAAGAGGGUUUGGGUUAUGGGUAUGUGGAUUGGAGUUAUGGGUGCACUUUUCGGUUACAAGUACGUCGAGUACAAAAGGAAAGAGGACGUUUUCGAGGUCAUGGGGCAUUGCGUGUGCAUGGCUAAGGGUGCCGCCGAGACUUUGAAGCUCAACAUGGCGUUGAUUUUGCUGCCGGUGUGCCGGAACACCAUCACGUGGCUGAGGAACAAGACUAGAUUGGGAGUCGCGGUGCCGUUUGACGACAAUCUUAAUUUCCACAAAGUGAUAGCAAUAGCAAUUGCAAUAGGUGUUGGAAUACAUGGAAUAAGCCACCUAAGUUGCGAUUUCCCGCGGCUACUAAACGCAAGCCCGGAAAAAUACGAGCCGUUGGAGCCGUAUUUCGGAGAGAAUCAGCCGACAAGCUACGGUCAAUUCGUGAAGGGAUGGGAAGGUGUGACAGGGAUUUUAAUGGUGAUUCUAAUGGCAAUAUCAUUCACACUUGCAUCUCCAUGGUUCAGGAGAAACAGAGUAAAAUUACCCAAACCACUGAAUAAAAUCACAGGGUUCAAUGCAUUUUGGUACUCACACCACUUGUUCAUCAUUGUCUAUACUCUCCUCAUUAUUCAUGGGAUCAAACUUUAUUUGACUCACCAAUGGUACAAGAAAACAACUUGGAUGUAUCUAGCAGUUCCUGUGGCACUCUAUGGUGGUGAAAGGUUGUUCAAGGCAUUCAGGUCAAGAGUCAAGGCCGUUAAAAUUCUUAAGGUGGCUGUGUUCCCUGGGAAUGUGCUAUCACUGCACAUGUCUAAGCCUCAUGGAUUCGAAUACAAAAGUGGACAGUACAUUUUUGUCAAUUGCGCAGCUGUUUCUCCAUUUGAAUGGCACCCUUUCUCUAUUACAUCGGCACCUAGUGAUGGUUAUGUGAGUGUUCACAUUAGAACCCUCGGUGAUUGGACAAAGCAACUUAAAACUACUUUCACCAAGGUUUGUCAGCCGUCACCGACCGGAAAAAGUGGGAUCCGUAGUGUUGACUACUUGGAAGGAGAAGACAAUCACAACUGUCCUAAGGUGUUGAUCGAUGGUCCAUACGGAGCACCGACACAAGACUACAAGGACUACGACGUGGUCCUACUCGUAGGUCUGGGCAUAGGCGCCACGCCCAUGAUCAGCGUGGUCAAGGACAUAGUCAACAACAUGAAGGCGUUGGACGAAGCUGGUGAAAACGAAAACGCCGCUUUAGAGGGCGGGACCCACAAACGGAAAAAAACAGUGUCAAAUUCACCGAGCGAUAAGCAAGACUUCAAAACAAGGAGGGCGUACUUCUAUUGGGUGACGAGAGAACAAGGCUCGUUCGAUUGGUUCAAGGGUGUGAUGAACGAGGUGGCGGAAAUGGACCACAAGGGAGUGAUUGAAAUGCACAACUAUUGCACUAGUGUGUAUGAGGAAGGGGAUGCUCGUUCUGCGCUGAUUGCUAUGCUUCAGUCGAUUAACCAUGCCAAGAACGGAGUGGAUGUUGUCUCCGGGACUAGGGUUAAGUCUCACUUUGCUAAGCCUAAUUGGAGGGAGGUCUACAAAAGUAUUGCGGUUAAUCAUCCUAAUGCAAGAGUUGGAGUGUUCUACUGUGGGGCACCGCCACCAGUGAGAGAGCUAAGACAACUAGCUUCUGAUUUUUCUCACAAGACCACCACUAAAUUUGAGUUCCACAAAGAAAACUUUUGACCUACAGCCAAGAUUACAACUCGAUUUUAUUUGGGUAAAAUAUAUAGAUAGUUAAAGGUAUUUUUUGUUAUUUUUUAUUUUCCUAGAGUGACCUCACAAAAGAUCAUGCUCGAAUCAGCAUAGAUUAUUUGUCGGGUCGAAUUUGAUUUGAUUGUGGUGGUGAAGCAAUGGGAUUUGGGAAUAAUUUUCCCCAACCACCUGCAAAUGUAUGUAUGUAUACGUACUAUUAUAUUUGCUCUCUUCUCUUUGUCUCUAAUGAUGAGUUUCACAAUU
Messenger RNA from Erythranthe guttata (spotted monkey flower), 3136 nucleotides. Its product is annotated as respiratory burst oxidase homolog protein C. Gene Ontology annotation, cellular component: plasma membrane. The record is from RefSeq and is a predicted model, not a curated record. Gene Ontology annotation, molecular function: peroxidase activity; calcium ion binding; NAD(P)H oxidase H2O2-forming activity. Lineage: Eukaryota; Viridiplantae; Streptophyta; Magnoliopsida; Lamiales; Phrymaceae.